Condylura cristata (star-nosed mole) is the source of this 3383-nucleotide messenger RNA. RefSeq names its product ring finger protein 219 (gene OBI1). Gene Ontology annotation, molecular function: ubiquitin-protein transferase activity. Gene Ontology annotation, biological process: regulation of DNA replication; protein monoubiquitination. The record is from RefSeq and is a predicted model, not a curated record. The coding region runs from base 34 to 2178 and encodes 714 amino acids. Lineage: Eukaryota; Metazoa; Chordata; Mammalia; Eulipotyphla; Talpidae. The transcript has 6 exons.
GACUUCCGUGUUGGCGGGAUUCUGAACGCUGCCAUGGCUCAGACCGUGCAGAACGUUACAUUGUCGCUCACUCUGCCCAUCACGUGCCACAUUUGCUUGGGCAAGGUACGCCAGCCUGUCAUAUGCAUCAACAACCAUGUAUUCUGUUCCAUUUGUAUCGAUUUGUGGUUGAAGAAUAAUAGCCAGUGUCCAGCUUGCCGAGUUCCCAUCACGCCUGAAAAUCCUUGCAAAGAGAUUAUCGGAGGAACAAGUGAAAGUGAACCUAUGCUAAGCCAUACAGUGAGGAAGCACCUUCGGAAAACUAGGCUUGAGUUACUCCACAAAGAAUAUGAGGAUGAAAUAGAUUGUCUGCAGAAAGAGGUAGAAGAGCUGAAGUCUAAAAAUCUGAGCUUGGAGUCACAGAUCAAGACUAUUCUGGAUCCUGUAACUUUGAUGCAGACCAGCCAGAGUGACAGCAAACCUCCAGUUGCAGAUAAUGCAAGUAAAAUUGACCCAGAAACUGUAGCAGAAUGGAAGAAAAAACUCAGAACCGCUAAUGAAAUAUAUGAAAAGGUGAAAGAUGAUGUGGAUAAGUUAAAGGAGGUAAAUAAAAAAUUGAAAUUGGAAAAUGGUGGCCUAGUGAGAGAGAACUUACGACUGAAAGCUGAAGUUGACAACAGAUCACCCCAGAAGUUUGGACGGUUUACCGUAGCUGCUCUUCAAUCCAAGGUAGAACAGUAUGAACGUGAAACCAAUCGCCUCAAGAAAGCCCUAGAACGAAGUGAUAAGUAUAUAGAGGAACUAGAAUCUCAAAUUGCACAGCUGAAAAAUUCAAGUGAAGAGAAGGAAGCUCUGAAUUCCAUUUGCCAGAGAGCACUUUCUGCAGAUGGCAAAGGCAGCGAGGAGGAUAUGACAUCAAAGAAUCAAGGUGAUGGUGCCAGAAAACAGCUUGGCACAUCCACCUCCAGUUCUCACCUGGCAAAGCCCUCUAGCAGUUCUGCCAGGCAGGAAAGCACCAGCAAGACAGAACCAAAUAGUUGUAAGAACAAAGACCUCUAUCAAAAGCAGGUGGAAAUAAUGUUAGAUGUGACAGAUACAAGUAUGGAUACUUACUUGGAAAGAGACUGGAGUAAUAAGCCAAGUGACUGUGCACUCUACAAAGAUGAAGGACUCUAUGACCUCCCAGCUCCUUGCACUCCUUUGUCCCUCAGUUGCCUUCAGCUCAGCACUCCAGAAAAUAGAGAGAGCUCUGUAGUCCAAACAGGAGGUUCCAAAAAGCACUCAAACCACCUCAGAAAAUUGGUGUUUGAUGAUUUUUGUGACUCUCCACAUGUCUGUAAUAAAGAUUCUUCAGAAGAUGAUAGAAGUGAAAAUGAAAAGAAAUCAGAAUGUUUUACUUCCCCCCAAACAGGAUUUUGGGAUUGUUGCACCACAAGCUAUCCCCCGAGCUUGGGGUUUGAAAGUCCUGAGGAGAACACGAUAGCAAACUCUGUUGGAGAAAUUACAUCAAAGUUGAAUGAGAAGUCAGCUUCAUGUUCCUCUAAGAGGCUGAAUUCUAUUCGCUCUUUCGAAAUGAAUCGGACCAGGACAUCCAGUGAGGCAUCGAUGGACGCGGCCUACCUUGACAAGAUCUCGGAGCUAGAUUCAAUGAUGUCAGAGUCAGAUAAUAGCAAGAGUCCGUGUAACAAUGGUUUUAAAGCAACAGACUUGGAUGGGUUGUCAAAGUCAUCUCAAGGUAGUGAAUUUCUUGAGGAGCCUGAUAAAUUGGAAGAAAGAACUAAGCCAAACCUUUCCAAAGCUUCUCUAACGGCUGAUCAGUUAGAGAAUGGCAAUGAAUGGAAACCCAGUUCGUUUUUUCUCCUCUCCCCAUCUGACCAAGAGAUGAAUGAAGACUUUUCACUCCACUCCAGUUCUAAUCCAGGGACUACUGAAAUCAAACCCCCCGGCUGUUUGUUUCAGACUGAGUUUUCUCAGGGUGUUUUGUUAAGCAGUUCACACCGGCUAUUUGAAGAUCAAAGGUUUGGGUCAUCUUUAUUUAAGAUGUCUUCAGAGAUGCACAGCCUUCACAACCAUCUUCAGUCUCCUUGGUCUACUGCCUUUGUGCCUGAAAAGAGAAAUAAAAAUGUGAAUCAAUCAACAAAAAGAAAAAUCCAGAGCAGCCUUUCCAAUGCCAGCCCAUCAAAAGCAACUAAAAGUUGACUCAUUUUCAGAAAGUGUCAUUGAUGUUUCUGUCCUGAGGUGAAUAUAAGUUUCUGAAGUUACUGUUUCACCCUCAUCAAAAUUCUGUACAAUUUGGAGUUGAUAACCUUUUUCAAGUUGUCAAGUCACAGGGAUGGGUUAGCCUAUACUCAGAAUACUGUUGUUCCUUUUCAUUAGGGAUCUUUUUGACCAAGAAAGGUAGGGAAAGGGUUUCUUUUUUAAUGAGUAUAUGUUUCUGGCUUUGGGUGUAUUUUGUUCUUUUGAAUGCUGACCAUUUCAUGAGCCUGUUGUGCUCAGAACUCAGAUUUCUCAAAUAAAACCCGCAGUGUUUGUCUGUUCGCUGUUCUUAAGUUUGAGUUUCUUUACAACUUUUCCUAGGAUGGAAAUUAUGUUUGCCUGUCCCUUUUUAUUUAUGCUUAGUUGUGGUCUAACUUUUAUGUAAAGCCAUGAUGGAGAAAUAGCACUCUAAUCUUAGUCCGCUGUUCUUUUACUAUUUUUUUUUUAGGUUUUAUUACGUGUUUGCAUCUUUAACAUUGUGUGUUGGUUGACCAGUGUUUGUAAAAUUGUUUUUGUUAAUAUGAAAGAAUACAUUUUCUGUAUGAAAAUAUUUGUUUCAUGUCAGGUAACUUUAAUUUACUUCCCUUUUAUGUGUGUUCUAAAUGGGAAAUUGAAUCUUCUUGAGAAAGGAGGCCUGGAACAGUUGGAUUUGGAGGAAGCUACACACACAGAUUUGUUGUUCCAGACACACAGGUGCAGAAGCAACUCAUUUCUAAGUUUCUGAUCCACUUACAUCCCAGAGAUGCUUUUUUUUUGGAGUGAUAAAGUUCUUGUUUGCAUGUUAGUGUUCUUUCUGAAAACUCUGCAUGAUGGCAUUCUUGCUUGGACUGUUUUCCUUACUUAUGAAAAAAAAGUUUCAGUUGGCUAAUAGAAUAUCAUUUAUGUAGAACAAUUUUUUUUUUUCAUGAAGAGUGUGGAGAGGGGUUGAGAGUAGGUGACCUAAGCACAAUUUUUAAUUUACGCUCUGAGAAAGUAUAUUCUAAACAUGUUUGGUAUGCCUAUAUAGGCCUUUAAAAGUGGUUUGUAUGCUAAUGACUUGUUUAUCUAAUGUGCACUGAACAUUUUACAUUAAUACUGUACUGUUUUACAUUAAUACUGCAUGCUUUUCUAUGUGAACUGAAUAAAGGAUGUCUUAAGCACUGUAGUCA